This is a messenger RNA of Epithele typhae, 4821 nucleotides long. RefSeq lists its product as uncharacterized. The coding region runs from base 1 to 4821 and encodes 1606 amino acids. The record is from RefSeq and is a predicted model, not a curated record. The transcript is spliced from 6 exons. Gene Ontology annotation, biological process: SCF-dependent proteasomal ubiquitin-dependent protein catabolic process. Gene Ontology annotation, cellular component: SCF ubiquitin ligase complex. Gene Ontology annotation, molecular function: protein binding. Lineage: Eukaryota; Fungi; Basidiomycota; Agaricomycetes; Polyporales; Epitheliaceae.
AUGACGCCUUCAAGCACAGACGGCCUUCCACCACCACUGUGUCCGGUCCGCGACGACGUUCCCAAGCGCGUCCCCUGGAACAGUACACCCUCCAUCAACCGUCUGCCCACCAAGCUCCUCCUCCGCAUCUUCGCCGCCUGCUGCCAGCCCACCAGCUUCGUCAAGGAGGACCCAAGACGAACCCACCUGCGGCGCACGGUGCUCCUCCUCGUCUGUCGCAGGUGGCGGGACUUCAUCGAGAGUACUCCGACACUCUGGACAUUCGUCUCGCCGCACACGCCUCCGCACCUGUACGAUCUGUUGCUGUCACGCGCGACUGGGGCGGGCCUCGACUUCUCGUUCAACCAUGAAUACAGGUCGGAUUGGCCUUCUUCAUCGCCCCUUUCUCCCGUCUAUACAUCCCUCGACCUGCCUGAUGGAGAAGACGAUCAGACGAUAAGGAAUGGGGAGGACAGCGACGGCGAGAGGGAGGAUGGCCAUUCGGAGCACGCUCGAUGGAUCGAUAUCCACUUCAACUGGACAGAGGUGGCCGGGGCGGUGAUCGCCGCUCAAUCGAAACGGACACGCAGUCUUGCGUUGGUGGAUACCAUUGGUUCGUUGCGCUACACCUCGCCGUUCUUCGAAGCCCUCUUUCAGGACAGAACGUGGCCCAUCCUCACAGACUUGUCCGUCCCUUUCACCUAUGUGCACGAUCACGGAUCUCCUGCUCGCAAUGCCGAGUUCUUGUCUCUCACCCCGGCGCGCUUCCCGAGACUCCAACACCUCACCCUCGACAUGGUCCUCCCCAUCGAGCCGACGCUGUUUCCUCAGCUCAAGACACUCAACCUCACAGGCCCUACAGUGCAUUGGCCUCCUGUGGAAGACUUCCUCCUCUGCCUCUCUCAAUCUCCUCGGCUCGAAGAGCUCUUCAUACGGCGCAAGCGGCCGGGUGGGUUCCAAGACGGACCUGCGGCUCGUCACUAUCCCCCACCGGCACCCACAUCUACACUCCAACUCCCUUUGACGCUACCCCGUCUGCGCUCGUUGGGCCUUGGUGCCGCGCGUCACGAGGAGGUCAUGCUGCUCCUUCAGGCCUUUCCCUUUGCUCGCGCCGACCUCAAUGUUACCGGUCUCUUCAAUGAGGAUUGGCGCCACCCGCCCGCGAACGUCGACCUCGGCCGUUGCCUCAGCAUCAUCGACGCCUUCUUUCCUGAACGCGGGGAGACAACGCCGAUCCCUUUUCCCCGCUCGGUACAAAGGUUGUCCGUCUGUGCGAACCAAUACGAGGCUACCAUCAAGGGACUAGCCGACGACGACCCCCCAACCACUCUGUUCGAGUGGAGCGCUUCUUCCACGAGGGAAUCCCUCGACGGUGCACCCCCCAGCCACUACGACCUCACCUGCAGCAUCAACGACGUCAUCACGCUCUUCCGCGGAUCGCCCUUGCGGCGCAUCAGGUUCUCCAGCGACGACGUGGGCCCCGCAGACGGUCAGUGGCACAGACUGUUUGCGGCGUUCCCCACUCUCGAGCACCUCGAGGUCGUUGGCGACGGAACACCGAUUGGCCUCCUCCAUGCGCUCACCCCCACCCCGUCCUUGUCGAACGUUGCGGACAGCGGCCCCUGUCGUGCUCUCCGGGAACUGUCCUGCUUCGUCCGCCCGCCGCCAGAGACCACGGAGGCGAUCUUCCUAACGAUGAUCGAGUGUCUCCGAGCGCGGGCACGGCACGGCAUGCACCCGCUGCGCCAAGUCGGGGUGCACGUGCCGAUGUCGAGCUACGCGGAUCCAGAAGAAAGGUUCCAGUUCGCGGUCGAACCUUACCUGGAGGAGUUGCGAGAGCUGGUCGAGGGAGAGGUCGAUUUCGGCCGUUCAGGGUACAUGGAGAGUAUCGGUUACAAACGGCGAACGCCGCCCAAUCCCGGCGCCACGCACAGCUCGCCCUCAUCAAAAACGCUUGGGCAAAAGGCAGGAGCAACUCGCCACACCGCCCUAAUCGAGGAACAGCCACUAGCUGCAACGAGGACCUGCCUGCCUGCACGUCUUGCCGGACUGGCUGUUGCUCGUCACGAGCACGCCCGGGUCGACGGUGUCCUCAGCUGCUCCUUUGUCGUCGCCGUCGUCGUCGCGAACGUCCGUGCACCGCCCGCGUCCAAGAAGCAGCCCGACCAGUCCCCCAAGCCCGCCCUUCUGCGCGUGGAGGCAGACGAUAUCUUCGUCCGGCUCCCCCACGGCUCCACAUUUGAGCCCUCCUCGCGCCCGGCCUACGCGUUCGAGGACGAAGCGGAGCUCCAAGCCGUGCUGGAUUUCAUCCGCGUCGACGUUCGGUGCGCGCUUCGCUCGCCUCCCGUCUCUUGCACGGCGUCCGGGAUCCCCGCAAAGCGCAACUACGACGUGACCGUGUCCACGGACGAUGAAGGCGAGGACGACGAAAAGGACGGCGGUGACUCGGACGUCCCCCCGCGCCGAGCCCCCUGCCAGGAGAAGCCCGUCUGCCCCGUCGCGGAGCAGUGCCGUCUUCGCCACCGCGGCCGUCGCUUCCGCCGGGGCGUCAAGAGCCCGAACGCGCGCCCGUCGCCGCUGUACAUGUCGCUGGCGAGCGUGAGGCGCACGAGCGGCACGCCGCGGAGCAGCGAUGAGGUCCCAGAGGCCCUUGUAGUCGUCGUGCCUCAGGGAUUCUCCCCAUCUCCUUUGGCACCCGAAAUCAACAACUCUUCUGCGUUUUUCCAUCUCGAUCCAAGGAUAACGCCUUCAAGCACAGACGGCCUGCCACCACCACUGUGUCCGGUCCACGACGACGUUCCCAAGCGCGUCCCCGAGAUGGAAGAGGGUGAAGCGGCUCAGGGCGAGAAACCGAAGGCUUGGGCUCUGCAGGUGGCUCGCGGCGACGAACGGUGCGCCGCCUGGAACAGUACGCCCUCCAUCAACCGUCUGCCCACCGAGCUCCUCCUCCACAUCUUCGCCGCCUGUUGCCAGCCCACAAGCUUCGCCAAGGAAGACCCAAGACGAACCCACCUGCGGCGCACGGUGCUCCUCCUCGUCUGUCGCAGGUGGCGGGACUUCAUCGAGAGUACUCCAACACUCUGGACUUUCGUCUCGCCACACACGCCUCCGCACCUGUACGAUCUGCUGCUGUCGCGAGCGGGUGGGGCGGGCCUCGAUUUCUCGUUCAAAUAUGAUGAAAGGUCGGAUUGGCGUUCGUCAUCGCCCCUUUAUCCCGACUAUACAUCUCUCGACCUGCACAACGGGGUGAGAAGUGAUGGGGACGAGGACGGUGAUUCUCCCAUAUGGCCUCAGGCAAUGUCGCCCGAAUAUUCUCCCCAGCCUGCAUCCUUCGACCUGCCUGAUGGCGAAACCGACCAGACGAUAAGCGAUGGGGAGGACGGUGACGGCGAGGACGGCGACGGCGAGGACGGCGACGGCGACGGCGACGGCGACGGGGAGAAGGGCGAUGGCCAUUCGGAGCAAGGAUGGAUCGUCCGCUUCAGCUGGUCAGAAGUGGCUGGGGCGGCGAUCGCCGCUCAAUCGAACCGGACACGCAGUCUUGCCUUGGUGAAUACCGCUCCGUUGUGCACCUUUCCGUUCUUCAAAGCCCUUUUCCAGGACAAAACGUGGCCCAUCCUCAUGGAAUUGUCCGUCGAAUUCACCGAUAUGGAGGAAGACACAUCUCCUGCUCGCCACGCCGAGUUCUUGUCCCUCACGCCGGCGCUCUUCCCGAGACUCCAACAUCUCACCCUAAACAUGGUCCUCCCCAUCGAGCCGACGCUGUUUCCUCGGCUCAAGACACUCAACCUCAUCGGUCCUACAGCGCAUUGGCCUCCUCUGGAAGACUUCCUCGUCUGCCUUUCUCAAUCUCCUCAGCUCGAAACACUCCGCAUACGCCAAGAAUUCAAUAUGUCACGAGACGGACCCGCGGCUCGUCACUAUCCUCCACCGGCGCCCACAUCCACACUCCAACUCCCUUUGAGGCUACCCCGUUUACGUUCGUUGAGCCUUGGUGCCGUGCGUCACGAGGAGGUCAUGCUGCUCCUUCAGGCUUUCCCUCUUGCUCGCGCCGACCUCGAUGUUACUGGUCUUUUCAACAAAGAUUGGCGGCAGCCGCCCGCGCACGUCGACCCCGGCCGUUGCCUCAGCAUCGUUGACGCCUUCUUUCCUGACCGCGGGGAGACAAUGCCGAUCCCUUUUCCCCGCUCGAUGCAGAGGUUGUUCGUUUAUGCCUGCUCGACCAGCGCUUCCAUCAGGGGACUAGCCGACGACGACCCCCCAACCCCUCUGUUCCAGUGGAGCGCUUCCCUGGUGCCUCCACAUACUGUCCGUACGCCCCACAGCCGCUACGACCUCCCCUGCGGCAUCAAUGAUAUCGUCACGCUCUUCCGCGGAUCCCCUUUGCGGCGCGUUCAGUUCUACACCUUCGACUCGCCCGCUGUGGCAGACGGCCAGUGGCACAGACUGUUUGCGGCGUUUCCCACUCUCGAACACCUCGAGCUUCACGGCAACGAAGAGUCGAUUGACCUCUUCCACGCGCUCACCCCUGCCCCGUCCCCGUCGAACAUUGCAGACGGCGGCCCCGGUCACGCUCUCCGGGAGCUGUCCUGCGACAUCAGCAACUCCCCGGUGCCGGGGGCCACGGAGGCGAUCUACCGGACACUAGUCGAGUGCCUCCGAGCGCGGGAGCGGCGCGGGAUGCACCCGCUGCGUCAAGUCAACAUCUACGUGUGGACGUCGAGCGAGGACCGCGCAGGGGAGGGGGUCCAGUUCGAGGUCGAACGUUACCUGGAAGAGUUGCGAGAGCUGGUCGAGGUAGGGGUAGAGGUCGGUUCCAGGUAUCCUCUUUAUUACGAUUGA